Messenger RNA from Bicyclus anynana (squinting bush brown), 2260 nucleotides. RefSeq lists its product as uncharacterized. Gene Ontology annotation, molecular function: protein binding. The record is from RefSeq and is a predicted model, not a curated record. NCBI's taxonomy places the organism in Eukaryota, Metazoa, Arthropoda, Insecta, Lepidoptera, Nymphalidae. The transcript has 7 exons. The coding region runs from base 547 to 2067 and encodes 506 amino acids.
AGCACGCACUCCGCCACGGCGCACGGUCGGGCGCGGACUGAGCGCGGGCCGGCGGCGAGCGGGCGGGGCGGCCCCGCGCGGGGCGCCGGCAGGGCGGGCGGCACCUUCGGGCGCACCUCGAACGCUGGCAAACUUCAGCCGAGGUCAGUGCCCGACGGUACGGCUUCCGCCGGAGGGCGCUACCUGUCCGGGGGAGGCACGGGGGAGGCGUCAUUCGGGUUUACAGUGGGCGGAAAGAUCUCUCCGAGAGCUCCUCCCGCGGCGCUCGCUACUCACCGCGCUCCGGAACUUGAAGAACAGCGACAUGCGGGCGCGGCGAGCGGGCUGCGGCCUCCGGCGCACUGCCGCCUCCCGCGGCGCCCGGGGGACGGCGACUCUGCGCCCUGCGGCACGUGGCGACCGCUCCGGAGGGGCGCCGCCGGAGGACCGCAGGCGGGGAGUCGCCGCGCGGCGCAUGCGCGCGCCCAUCGAUCGCCCGCUCGGCCCGGAGAGGACACUUUCCGGGAAACGCCUCCGAGCGGACGUCCUCACGCCGCGCGUCCCGAGAUGAGCGCGCCGAGGGAGCGUGCGCGGUGUGCGCCGUGGGCGCGGUGGGCGCGUGCGGCGUGGUGCGCGUGGUGGGCGCUGGCGGCGGCGGCGCACGACCUGGACCCCGCGGCGUGCGCGGCGCGCUUCGACGUGCAGCGCGACAAGAUCAUCCGCACGGAGGAGUCGCGCGACAUGGGCGCGCGCUACCUGUCGGAGCUGGACGUGGGCGCGCGCGACGAGUGCCUGCGCCUGUGCUGCGAGACCGACGCCUGCGACGUGUUCGUGUUCGAGGAGAAGAGCCCCGGCAGCUGCUACCUGUUCACGUGCGGGCCGCCCGAGUUCACGGCGCACGGCAACUUCAGCAGCGGCGUGCUGGCGCUGAGCCGCCGCCUGGCCGAGCUGCAGGACCGCGAGCGCCUGGCGCAGCGCGAGCGCGAGCUGGCCAGCCUGCGGCGCCCGCCCACCGCCGCGCCCAGCCCGCCGCCGCCGCCGCCGCCGCCCGCGCACAGCUCGCCCGCGCCGCGCGCGCCGCCCGCGCCGCCCGCGCCCCGCCAGCCGCCGCCGCCGCCGCCGCCGCCGCCGCUGCCGACGCGCCGCUGCAGCCGCAACCAGUUCUCGUGCCGCGCGGGCGGCGAGUGCGUCGCCGUGUACAACGCCUGUGACGGCGUGCCGCAGUGCGCCGACGGCAGCGACGAGGCGCCCGAGCUGGGCUGCCCGCCGCCCGCGCCCGCGCCCGCGCCCGCCGCGCGCACGCCGCCGCCGCCGCCGCCGCCGCCCGAGGACGCGCCGGACACCGAGCUGUGGCCGCACCGCCUGGCGCAGGCGCAGCCGCACCGCUACGGCGCAGCGAACGCGAGUCCGGCGGGCGGCUCGCGCAUCUUCAGCCACACGGGCGGGCUGCUGCAGGACAGCGCGUACGAGCCGCCGCGCGCGCCCUGGCCGCCGCGCGCCUGGCCCGACGCGGACGGCGCCUGGGGCUACGCGCGCCUCGACUGGCCCGACGUGGAGCCGCGCCGCGCCUGGCCCGUGCCGCCGCGCCCGCCGCCGGAGCCGCCGUACGCGCCCGCCAAGACGAUGCCGGAGCUGCCGAUGCCGUACGCCGGCCAGCAGCACACGCUGCGCGACGGGCCCAAGAAGGGCUUCGAGCUGCUGAGCGAGCCGCCGCCGCCGCCGCCGCCGCCGCCCGCCGCGCCGCCCACGCCGCCGCCCGCGCGCCCCGCCGCGCCGGCGCCGCCGCCCGCCGCCGGCGCCACCGCGGCGCCGCGGCCGGUGAGCGGGCACUGGUCGGCGAGCGCGGCGGAGCGCGCGGCGGCGCACGGCGCGGUGGUGCUGGAGGCGCACAGCUGGCCCGAGGGCGCGCGCGGCGGGCGCAGCGAGCGGCCGCCCGCCGCCGUGCUGCUGCUGGUGCUGGGCACGCUGCUGACAGCGGCGCUGGGCGCGCUGCUGGCGUGCCGCGCGCGCGCCGCCCGCCGCCGCCGCCGCGCGCACCCGCGCCUGGCGCUGGACGCCGACUACCUCGUCAACGGCAUGUACCUGUGAGGCGCAUGCGUCGAGGUGGCCGCUGUACAUAUUGCUGUAUAUUACUAUUAAGUAGGUGGUGUCUGCGGCUGCGGCGGGUGAGGGACUCGCAUCUUCGCUCCGACUGUACCGUCCGCCUGCCGCCGAGUACACGAGCACCCACAGCCGCUCCGUGUUGUACAGAAUAUUCAUAAUUUGUACAAUUGUACAGUCC